Amphiprion ocellaris (clown anemonefish) is the source of this 3554-nucleotide messenger RNA. RefSeq lists its product as uncharacterized. Bases 1 to 1797 code for a protein of 598 amino acids. The transcript is spliced from 8 exons. Gene Ontology annotation, biological process: regulation of cellular localization; establishment or maintenance of cell polarity; centrosome cycle. The record is from RefSeq and is a predicted model, not a curated record. NCBI's taxonomy places the organism in Eukaryota, Metazoa, Chordata, Actinopteri, Pomacentridae. Gene Ontology annotation, molecular function: protein kinase C binding. Gene Ontology annotation, cellular component: cell cortex; apical plasma membrane; nucleus.
AUGUCCUCACAGUGGGACCUCAGUGUGAUGAUAGCAGCUGAUGUCAUGCUCCCCCAUCGUGUGUUCAGUCUCUUUGUGGCGACUCAGUCGCCGCGGCUACAGCAGCACGAAGACGGAGUGUGUAUGAAGCGACGCUGUUUCCCUGUGAAAGGAGACCACAACCUGCUGACCCCCGACACACACACUCUGUCGGGGGUCAGCCUGCGACCCCAGGUGCGAUCAGAGGGCGUGGCCACGCUGUCGGGACAUCUGAGCGACUCAUCUGGCAGUAAGUUGGCCACGGCGUUGACGAGGCGACGCCUGGCAGCAUCUCCGACUCGUCGACUGAGAUUUGAGGAUGAGACGGAGAUGGAGGCGGAGUCUCGUUACCUGGAGCGGCAGAGGAGGACAGGUGUGCUGGUGUCCAAACCACACCUGAAUCUGUACGUUACCGGGGCAGCGCUGAGGGAGGCGGGGCAUGUUGCUGAUGGACACCAGAGGUUGGGUCACAGGGACAUCUGUCGGUCAGGGAGUGGAGUCAACCUGGACCUCCACCUGCAGCCUCGUGCACCUGACUGCAGGGGGCGGAGCCUGAACAGGCACCGCCUCAACCUGUGUACUGAGCCAAUCAGAGAGACUUACAUUGGCUCUGUUACAUCUGCUGAGAGGGGUGGGGCUGGACAUGUCUCUUACAUGCAGGUGAGACGGAGGGCCAAUCAGGUGGAACUACAUGGACCCCAGGUGAUCCUCCCUCAAGCCACGCCCUCCACUGACCUGCCAAUCAACCCAUAUGAACCUCUUAGGGUGGUCCCGCCCACUAAGCCCUUGGUUGUAGGCCCUCACACCGUCAGGAGCCACUCCCUCCUCUCCCGGCCUCCUCAGCACAACUGCAUGAAGGCAGAAUUAAACCAGGACCAGAACCAGAACCAGAAUCAGAACCAGAACCAGAAGAAGCAGGGGAGAGCCACCACUGCCAAGCCCCGCAGAGAGCACCGAUCUGGGCGGCAGGUGAAGGAACAGCGUCCCUCUGUGGAGGAGGGAGGUCUGAAUGGCUCCUCAGAUACGACAGCUGAGAGUCAAGCUCCACCCACAUCAUGCAACGGUGAAGGACAGCCAAUAGGAACAGAGAUCCACAGUGACGACACUUCGCUUCCUGCACACUUCAGCGGCAGAGAUGGACCUUCUCGUCUUUCUCUGCGUCAUCUCUUCUCGUCCGUCAGACUCAGCAGGACUCGAACCGCCAGCCUGGACCGGCUCAGCUCGAGGCCCCGCCCCUCCACAUAUGACCACGCCCCCUCAGGUAGCAGGACGUCCUCCAGCCUGCUGAAGAAGUCUCCAUCUGCUCAGUCCCUCAGUGAGCAGCUGAAGAACUCAUCGUCGGCUCAGAGUUCUGUGUCGGACCAGAAGAAGACGGAUCGUUCUUCUGACUAUAAACCAGCUGCUGACCAGUUUCUGUCUCGGAGUCUCAGCGUGGAGGACGUUGGUCGUCCCUGUUCGGUCCGUUCUGUUGGUCGAGUUCUUCAGGUGUGUUCUGAUGGAACGGUUCUGUUGGAGCUCCACCGACCAACAGGAAGAACGUUUGGAUUCAUCAUCAGCCGGGGGAAAGGACGCACCGACUCUGGUGUGUACGUUGAGGACAUGGCUGAUGGCUCUGUGGAGAAGCUGCUCACCGGUCUGCUGGCAGUCGGAGACGAGAUCCUGGAGGUGGACGGGGAGAAGGUGAGUUCUCUCAGCCUGGACCAGGUGACCCAGCUGCUGAUCCAGAACUCAUCCACCACCAUCCGGAUCCUCCGACAACGAGGAACAUCUCCACGGUGACCAUAAGAUUGCCAGACUGUAAACAACCACGACACGUCUGUAGCUCCACCAAUCAGAGCUCGGAGUCCAGACACACCUGGUGACCUCACUGAUGUCAUCUCAGGGAGCGACGGACUCAUUUAGACCUGAAGUUUUUACUAAACUCCAGUAUUAUUAAACUACAAUAUUUGAUAAACAGCCAUGUUUACUAAACUGUUAUUUAUUAAAAUGCAAUAUUUACUAAACUGCAGUAUUAAUAAAUCUGAGGGUUGUACUAUGAAGUGAGAUUAACUGUUCCUUUUUUUGUUUUCUUCAAUGGGAUUCUCGGAUGUAUUGUUCUUUGUUACCUACCAGACACAGUUCAGGGAAGAAGUGUUUGCAGCAACCCUCCCUAGAUCUGCCAGUAUCCUUUGAGCACAUGCGCUCAGGCCUUGGUUCACAGGUUGAAUAAGCGUUGCUAUCUUUAAGUUGAGACUUCUGGCUUUGUACUUAAUUCUGAACCCUUUGCAGACUUGCAGCUGCAGCUUUCUUAUUUGUGUAUUUCAUAUAGCAAGUACAGUGAUACCCAUACCUGUUGUCUGCCAGGCAACCAAUGCCUGGCAGACAAUGGGUAUGGGGCAAAGACAAAGUGCCGGAUAUGAGGGGCCAGCAUCACAUGCAGAUGCACUGCUGAAGUCAGUACCGCUACUACUGAGAGUAGGCCUACAUUUCUUUGUUUUGCUGCAUGUGUGUACCUGCUCAACACUACUGAGAUGACAAUCAGUGCCCGGUGUCACGUUUACCUACUAAGUCCAUGGCUAUGCUGUGUUGUAAGCCAUCUCCAUCUAUCCAUUGGUCAGUGCACUCCACAAUUUUCACAAAACUUGUUUGACAAAUCUGUUUAAUAGGUCCAUUUUCUUCAGGAACAACACACAUUAGAUGAGUCAUCUGGGGAGUCCCCAGGUAUCUGAGCCAUCCUAUUGGCUAAGAGGCUGCACAGAGUCACUAAUUGGGAAAAAUCCAAAUCACAAUUGACUUGAUUUGGAUGUGAUAAUUAGGUGACCAUUACUAAUUAGAGUGCAAGUAAAUUUUGGCAAACAUUGUAUAUUAUUGUUUAAACAGACAAACUCCAAGACCAAAAUGAAAAUUGUUUAGUUCCUUGAUGGGCCAACUAAAACUGAACAUUUUUCCAGUAUGCCCCACGGCCUAAAAGAAAGUCUGGAUAUGAUGAACUCUGCUGCUCAGAAUGUGUGCUGCUCAUAGUGCCAGUUUCUUCUUUUGGAAAGUUGAAGUAAAAACAGCUGACGUGCAGCAUCUUCUUUAACCUUUAAUCCUUAAAGGCCAAGAAAAGCUAAAAAUGUAGAUGAUUUUCCCAAAGAUGACCUGAUUGUCUGAAGGAACCAGAUUCACAGCGCUUUGAUGCACAAAUAUAGUCAGUUUCAGCUGGUGCUCCUGAUGUUUCUGAAACAUUCUCCUGAUGUUUCCUGACCCUUCUCCAGAUAUUUCUGCCUUGUUCUCUGGAUGUUUCGGUAAUAUUGUCUGGAUAUUUCUGUCACAUUCUCUGGAUGUUUCUGUAACGUUCUCCGGAUAUUUCUGUCUCAUUCUGCGGAUAUUUCUGUCUCGUUCGCUGGAUGAUUCUGUAACAUUCUCUGGAUGUUUCUGUAACGUUCUCCUCAUUUUAAUGAAACAGGCCUUUUCAUCGACCCUGCUGUGUUUUUAUUUUUAUUUGAUGCUGGUUUAGUCAAAUUGUGAGCAUUUUUUAACAGCUUUAUAAUUUCAAUAAAAAGUGUCAAAAAGGA